AUGGAGCAGAUAAAAUACUUCCUCCUUCAGAUCUUUGUAGUUUUAGCCAUUUCAUUUCUUGUUUCUGCACAGGAUCAAUCAGGAUUCAUCAGCAUUGAUUGUGGAAUUUCAGGGAAUUCAAGCUACAAAGACAGUGUAACAAACAUAAAGUACAUUUCUGAUGUAAACUUCACAGAAACUGGAAUAAGUAAGAGCAUAUCAUCAGAUUUCAACACUACCACUCUUCCACAACAGUUUUGGUAUGUUAGAAGCUUUCCCGAAGGAGAAAGAAACUGUUACACCAUAAAGCUUGCUCAAGGCAAAGGUUUCAAGUAUUUGAUCAGGGCAAGUUUUAUGUAUGGAAGCUAUGACGGUCAAGGUACUGCUCCAGUUUUCGAUCUAUACAUGGGAGUUAAUAAAUGGGGUACAGUAGUAAUGGGGAAUGAAUCCAACAUCAUAAUCAAAGAAGUUGUACAUGUACUUCCUACAUCUUCCAUAUGCAUUUGUUUGGUCAAUACUGGCUUUGGAUCACCUUUUAUAUCAGCAUUGGAGCUUAGGCUUUUGAAAAAUGCAAGUUAUGUCACUGAUUUUGAUUUGCUAGCUCUCCACAGACGGUUGGACGUUGGUUCAACAAUCAACAGAACCGUCAGGUACAAUGAUGACAUUUCUGAUAGGAUCUGGGUGCCUUAUAACUUUCUUAAUUAUAAAAUUAUGAACACUUCAUCUACAGUUGAUUCGGGAGGCAGCAAUUCUUAUAAUUUACCAGGAAUUGUAAUGAGCACUGCCAUCACAACCUAUAAUGCUAGUGAUCCUCUGGAAUUUCACUGGGUUCCUGAAGAUCCCAGUGCAAGAUAUCAUAUAUUCCUGCACUUUGCUGAUUUGGAAAAGCUUCAAGCCAACCAAUUAAGGGAAUUUAACAUCUAUCAAAAUGGAAAUUAUUUUCAUGGACCUUUCUCUCCUGAUUACUUGCAGUCAACUACAUUGUCUAGCACAUCCCCAAUGAGUGGAGAAAAUAUUGCAUUUUCAUUAUUAAAAACUAAUGCAUCAAAUCUUCCUCCCAUUCUCAAUGCUCUUGAAAUCUACUUGGUGCUUGACACGUUGCAAUCACGCACCGAUGAGCAGGACAUUACUGCUUUGAUGAACAUCAAAUCAUUUUAUGGAGUGAGAAAGAACUGGCAGGGUGAUCCAUGCCAGCCAAAAUCUUUUUUGUGGGAUGGUCUUAUUUGUAGCUACGAUGACCAGAUUCCUAAUAGAAUCACCACUUUGAACUUAUCUUCAAGUGGAUUGGUGGGGGAAAUAACUACGUAUGUAUCUGAAUUGACAACAUUACAAUAUUUGGAUUUGUCAAACAAUAACUUGAGUGGACCAGUGCCCGAUUCUCUAUCCAAAUUGCAGUCCUUGAAAGUUCUAGAUUUGAGAGACAAUCCACUCCUUGGUUCUAUACCAAGCGAACUCGUGGAAAGAUCGAAGAACGGAUCCCUUUCAAUAAGGGUUGGAGCCGGAGGAAACACGGAUCUUUGUGCUUCAUCUUCUUGUCCAAAGAAGAAAAAGAGUUAUGUUAUUAUGAUUGUAGCGAUAGUUUCAUCGUUUCUUGUCCUCUUAGCUGCAACAUCAGUCUUGAUAAUAUUGUGGAGAAAAAGAGCUCGGAAACAGCCCGUCAUAAGACUCGGAACACUAGAGGAAAAAAAACAGCAACUAUCUUACUCUGAAAUACGACGUAUAACAAACAACUUUGAGAGACAAAUUGGAGAAGGAGGUUUUGCAAAAGUAUUCCUUGGUAAUUUGGAUGAUAGUCAAGUCGCCGUGAAGGUCCUUAAGUCUUCGGUUCAAGGUUAUAAAGAAUUUGAAGCAGAGGUUAAACUUUUGUUGAGAAUUCAUCAUCGAAACUUGACCAGCCUUGUUGGAUACUGCUGCCAAAAAACCAACCUGGUUCUAAUUUAUGAGUACAUAAACAAUGGCAACUUAAAAGAGCAUCUAUCAGGUAGCAAAGGCAGUGUUCUCAGUUGGGAGGAAAGGAUGCAAGUAGCAGUCAAUUCAGCUCAAGGGUUGGAGUAUCUGCAUCAUGGUUGUAGGCCACCGAUUGUUCAUAGAGAUGUGAAAUCUGCAAACAUCCUUUUGAAUGAAAGAUUCCAAGCUAAAAUAGCUGAUUUUGGUCUAUCCAAGAGUUUUCCAACCGAAAGCCGUACUCAUAUGACAACCGUUGUUGCGGGGACCGAUGGUUAUCUCGAUCCCGAGUAUUAUGCAACUGGCUGGUUGACUGAGAAAAGUGAUGUUUAUAGUUUUGGAGUUCUUGUAUUGGAAAUCGUUACUUCUCGUCCAGUCCUGAUGAUCGACAGAGCUUCUUCACAGAAAUAUCAUAUAAGCCAAUGGGUUAUGCAAUUGAUGAAAAUAGGUGAUAUAAGGAGCAUUGUUGAUCAAAAGGUGAGGGAAAACUUUGACUUGAGUUCUGCUUGGAAGGCAGUGGAGAUUGCAAUGAAAUGUUUGUCAUUGAAUUCCAUUGAUAGGCCAAACAUGAAAGAGGUAGUUUCGGAGUUGAGCGAGUGUUUGGCGUUAGAGAAAGCUCGGAAAAGAAAAAACGCUGACACUGACAUGAGAAAAUCAAAUCCAGUUAGUAGGAAUUUCAGAGAGAGUGAAGUAACACCUUUUGCUAGAUAGAGGUUCUAUAUGUGUGUGAUUCUAAACAAUUCUAUUGCAAAAAGUCGAUAUGUAAGAAGAGUAUGAACAACAAUUUAAUGUCUUUGGCAUUGUCAAUGUUUGUUCAUAUUAUGAACUAAGAAAUAGCCUAAGUGGUUUAAGAAAUGAAGCAAUGAUUGUAAUUUCUGCAUCAAACUAAGAGCCUCUGCAUUUGUAAAUAGCUGAAUGCGCUCGGCUCGACUUACCUAAACUGUGUGCUAACGACCAACAAGUCUGUAUUUCGAAUCUUCCAUCUCUUAUUGUACUCAAACAAAGGAAAAAUCUUCAAAAUAUGAACGUUUGGACUUUCUAAUCUUUACAUUCAUUCAACAAAGAAACUUCCUUUUGAUU
This is a messenger RNA of Cucumis sativus (cucumber), 3003 nucleotides long. RefSeq names its product putative leucine-rich repeat receptor-like protein kinase At2g19210. Lineage: Eukaryota; Viridiplantae; Streptophyta; Magnoliopsida; Cucurbitales; Cucurbitaceae. The record is from RefSeq and is a predicted model, not a curated record. The coding region runs from base 1 to 2634 and encodes 877 amino acids. Gene Ontology annotation, biological process: protein phosphorylation. The transcript has 13 exons. Gene Ontology annotation, molecular function: protein kinase activity; protein binding; ATP binding.